Molecule: messenger RNA, 3174 nt
Organism: Stegastes partitus (bicolor damselfish)
Lineage: Eukaryota; Metazoa; Chordata; Actinopteri; Pomacentridae
Gene: rasl11a
Product: RAS-like, family 11, member A
Exons: 8
Coding region: 235-1002 (255 amino acids)
Molecular function (GO): GTPase activity; GTP binding
Source: RefSeq, a predicted model, not a curated record
GAGACAGAACCGGUCCGUCAGAGGAAGAAAAGUCGAACUGGAAAAGAAUUCUGGACUGGAGCUCUGGCUGGUCUUCGGUGGUUCUCCUUUAGGUCUGCAGAGUCCGGGCUGCAGCUCCACACGAUGGGAGCCCGGGACUGAGUCCUGCUCUGGGUCCUGCUCUGGUCCUGCUCUGGUCCUGCUCUGGUUCUGCUCUGGGUUCUGCUCUGGGUUCUGCUCUGGUUCCGGAGCUCGAUGCGGCCGGCUGCGGACUGCGCACCGGGAACCAUGAACAGCGGCGGCUCGGGUAACUUUCUGCUGGUUCCGAUCCCGGAGUUUCCUCUGUUGGACUGCGUCCCCAACAAGACGGUGAAGAUCGUGGUUCUGGGAGCCAGCAACGUCGGCAAAACCGCUCUGAUCGUCCGGUUUCUCACCAAGAGGUUCAUCGGAGAUUAUGAAGCCAACACAGGAGCGCUCUACUCCAGGAAGGUGACGCUGGACGGGGAGGAGGUGUCCCUUCAGAUCCAGGACACUCCCUGCGUCGCCCUGCAGGACGACGCUGAAGGCCUCUACUGCCAGGAGCAGAUCAACAGGUCGAUCUACUGGGCUGACGGCUACGUGCUGGUCUUCUCCAUCACCGACCACAACAGCUACCGGACCAUCCAGCCGCUGUACCAACACGUCAGACGCAUCCACCCGUCCGGAAACAUCCCCGUCAUCCUGGUUGGCAACAAGAGCGACCUGCUGCGAGCCCGACAAGUGCCGGCAGACGAAGGAGAGACGUUGGCAGCGUCGCUAGGAGGCGUUUACUUCGAGGCCUCGGCCAGAGAGAACCACGAGGGAGUCCACGGCGCCUUUCUGCAUCUCUGCCAGGAGGUGAUCCGAGCGUUCGGCGGCGGUAACGGGGAGAAGCGGCGAGGAGGCCUCCACCUGGCCAGGCCCAAGUCUCCCAACAUGCAGGAGCUGAAGAGGAGGUUCAGGCAGGUCCUCUCCUCCAAAGUCAAGUCGGCCACGACCAUCUGAAGCCGGCAGGGCUCGGACAGCGGCGGCAUCCGGCCGGACUCGAGGAGCAGAAGAAGACUGACGGGAGGAGGUUCUGGAGAGUCCGAGGCGUCGCUGGACUUCUCUGGAGCGAUCAAAGCAUUUCAAAGAGCACAAAGAAUCCCGAGAAAGACAGAAACGGAGCUUUGUGGCAGCUGAACUCCUCUGGACGAGCCUCCUUCCUCCGAGGAUCCAGUCCAACCAGGUUCAAAGCAAACGAGCAGCUCGUGUGAAGGACUCGGACACGAGGACGGCUCACGUCCGGUCGAGGUCGGAUCAAUACGCCAAAACAUUACAGACUUUAGCCGCCAAGCUAGCUUCAUGUUUUACUUCCUGAUCUCCCACCUGUUACACAAAUGAAUCAAAGUCCAGUCGGUCCACAUGAGAACCACUUCAGUUUGUCUAAUAACGAAUAAACGAAACGUGAGACUGUUGCAGACACGGUGCUGUGAAGCAAAGCAGGAAAUGACCCCAAAAUAAAAGCGCUGGAGGCUUUACGCUGAGACGAACGCUGACAUUCGACAGCAGGAAGGAAAUCCAGCGCAGAAAAACAAACUCCUGGUGUGUUUAUGGAAGCCUGUGGCUGCCAACAGUAGAAUACACUCAGAAUCUAAUGUUCUUUACAAAAUACAUGAAAAACACUAUUUUAAAAGAAAAGUUUAGCAGAAGAUAAGACAGAAGUUUCACAGCACAAAUUAAAGCUAAAUGUGCAACCUACAAAAUAAAAGCUGUAAAUUAAUUUGCUCCAGAGCUUCACCUGCUAUAAAGAUGAAAACGAUAAAAGCAAAAAGCUCUUUUCAUUUUUAAAUUUGUAGGUAAGAGCAGCUUAAACUUGAAAAUGUAACUUAACAUCUGCCCUUAAAUCCAAAUGUUGUUGAUAACGUUGAAUUUUCUGAUUUUAUUGACAUAAAAAUCAUAGAUUACAUCGUUUAACGCAAACAUUAAAACCAGAUUUUAACGUUUAGAAUCAUUUCAAUAAAACAACUCAACGACAAGAGUUCACCAUGAGGCUUCUCCAGCUCAUUAUUUACAUUAAGACGCUGUUUUUUUUUUUGUAUCACAAGUUUUCUAAAAAUGUAUGUUUAACUGUGCAAGUGAUGAUCUAAUUAAAAAAAGCCCUGCACAUUUCAGAAAGUGCAGUAAAACAUACACGUGAAUGUGGACUUUGGAUGUUUUCUCGUAGUUUGUUUAAACUUUAAUUAUGUUGCGUUUGUUUAAAUAUUGGCACUCAGUGGCUUCCAUACAUCCAUAAGGCUUUGGGAAUCAGAUUUGUUUUAAACCCACAAAUCAUCACCGACGUCUCUCCGAUCUACAAACUGCCACGACUGAUUUCAGGACACGUUUCGUUUCCAAGCCGGUGAACGUUUCCGCUGCUCCUCAGCCUGAACGAGCCAAAACACCUCAAACGGAGAGUUUCUCAUUUUUAAAAGCAGGUUUUACGGUCAUGUGCUGAAACUGAGGAGGGAUUUGUGGGCCAGUCGCAGCUUCCUGGUACCGAGACGAGACGAGAUGCUAAAAGUCCUGAAGUCCAAUUAACGGCGUUAACGAAUCGAUGGAAUCAACGCGGGAAAGUACAGCCUGUGCUCUCAGAGGGACUCCAAGUUUGUAGAAGAAGGAAGCGUACGGUUGUUUGUUGUGUGUGUGUGUGUGUGUGUCCUGCUGUUCUCAUGACCUCUACUCUCACUGAAACACACACACACACACACACACACACACACACACACAAAAUUCCCAGUGAAGACAAAUUCCUCAGCAUCUGGAAUUUCUUUCUCGGUCACUGAACCGCCACUCGAACACACACACACACACACACUCUUAAAAAUUGUGUGCUGACCCUGACCCGUGACCUUUUGCCCUCCGACCCUGUAAAGGCAGCGGGGCUCCGUGGGUUCAGGAAAAAGCCGACCAAGACGAAGAUCCUGAGAUCCUGAGCGAUGAACACGAGGGCGAUGUGUUUGUGUUUGUGUGUUUUGCCAGUGUUGUGGGGACAUUCAUCUGUGGAAACUUCCCACAACGUCGAGGCGACUGUUCCCACCAGUUCAUUAAAUAAAAAGGUUUUUUAAAAAAAUCUAAUUUACAGAUUGAGACGAACCAGUUCAGUGAAACUGAUUUUUAUGGAAGACUGUGGCUGCCAGUAAAAAUAAAACCAAUCCA